UUGAACCGCCACAACCGAAAGAUAUUGAGAAGAGGAAAAUAGAAAUGGCCGUAACGAAGGUGGAGCAGCAGCAGCUAGAGAAGCGAAAUAAAGAGCUAGAAAGAGCUCUAAACGAAAGCAAGGAGAGGGAAGAACAAAUGAGAGAAGAGCUACGGAAGGCUUGGGAGAGGCUGAGAGUGGCGGAGGAAGCGGAGGAAAGGCUCUGCUCACAGCUGGGUGAGCUUGAGGCUGAGGCUGUCAAUCAGGCGCGUGCAGACAACGAACGGAUCCUCUCUCUCGUGGAUCAGCUCUCUCAGGCUCUCAAUCUUCUCCAGAAGCAAUAGUAUAGCGAUUUCCAGAUUUUUAUGGAUAUUCGGAAAGAUAGCUAUUGCAUCAUGCCUGUAUAAUUUGGAUUUCUGUUGUGUAGAUUUCAUGAUUUUUCAUCUGUAAAUUUCAAAAGGCUGAGAUUUCCUUCUGGAAAUCUGAUUGUCAUCCAGAUUAAUCAAAUUAUGCUUUUCCUGAUUUA
This is a messenger RNA of Manihot esculenta (cassava), 505 nucleotides long. Its product is annotated as protein RESPONSE TO LOW SULFUR 3-like. The transcript has a single exon. Gene Ontology annotation, biological process: cellular oxidant detoxification. NCBI's taxonomy places the organism in Eukaryota, Viridiplantae, Streptophyta, Magnoliopsida, Malpighiales, Euphorbiaceae. The record is from RefSeq and is a predicted model, not a curated record. The coding region runs from base 45 to 323 and encodes 92 amino acids.